AUGGCGCCAAAUGGAGACGCAGCGGUCGUCGCGGCCGCACAGGCAGCGGCGCCGGCGCCGGCGGCACCGAAGAAGCAGGCGGCGCGGCGGCAGUCGUCGAAGCCGAGGAGGAUCUCGAUGGAGGGGCUGCAGCGCGCCAUGUCCGACCUGGCCCUGGAGCUGUCCAGGGACAGCAAGAAGAAGGCCGCGGCCGCGGCCGCCGACGCCGCUGCCAAGCAGCAGCAGCAGGUGCCAGAGCUGCCGGCGAUCGCGGAGCAGCAGCAGCAGGCGGAGGAGCUGGCGCGGUGCGAGUGCUGCGGCAUGCAGGAGGAGUGCACGGCGCAGUACGUGCGCCGUGUCCGGGACCGCUACUGCGGGCGCUGGGUGUGCGGGCUGUGCGCGGCGGCGGUCAACGCCGAGGCCGAGAGGGCCGCCGCCGCCGGCGGCACACGCACGGUGGAGGACGCGCUGGCGGCGCACAUGGCCGUGUGCGGGCGGUUCAACCGCGUGGGGCGCGCCAACCCCGUGCUCAUGCAGACGGAGGCCAUGCGGGAGAUCCUCCGGAAGCGGUGCAGGUCCAACAGCCCCCGGGACCACGGCGGCCCCGCCGGCGCGCUCGCCAGGAGCUCCAGCUGCAUCCCCGCCAUCACCAAGGACUUCAAUUGA
This is a messenger RNA of Miscanthus lutarioriparius, 645 nucleotides long. The record is from the annotation of a GenBank genome assembly. NCBI's taxonomy places the organism in Eukaryota, Viridiplantae, Streptophyta, Magnoliopsida, Poales, Poaceae.